GCCCGUCCUUCGUGCUGGGCCACAGGUGGCUGGCGUACAACCUGCCGCCGCAGCAGUCCGCGGCCUCCUCCGCGGGCCUCGCCGCCGGCCGCGGGCUGCUCGCAGGCGGCGCCCGUCAGCUGCCCACGGUCAUGCGGGACGGCGUGCGCUACCUGGGCCAGGUCGGCCAGCGCACGCUGGACAACAUGCUGAUGCCGCUGCCCGAGGGCGCCGACCAGCCGCCCGUCGCCCGCGCGGGCGUCGUGGUGGUCCGGGACGUGGCGUCGAGAGGCGUCGUGGCGCAGUUGGAGGACCACUCCGAGCCCGUCGACGCCAUGGCCUGGGACCCCAGCGGCCUCCAGCUCGUCACCGCGGGCGCGCAGGGGCACCAGGUCUUGGUCCACCGCGCGCUGCUGGGCAUGCAGCAGGCGCUCGUCGUGCAGGACGCCGCCGGCGACGGGCCCGCGCGCGGCGGCGUGGUGUUCCAGCACCUGUACACCCUCUCGAGAGGCGUCACGCCUGCCGUCAUCAGCGACAUCGCCGUCUCCGACAACGGGCAGUUCGUCGCGGUCUCGUCCGCCAAAGGCACCACGCACGUGUUCCGCCUGCCGCCCCUGCACUCCGCGGCAAUCGGGCACCACUGCUUGGCCGAGCAGGGCGCGGUGCGCCUGGCGCCCGCGCAGCCGCGCACGUCCGCGCCGGCAG
Molecule: messenger RNA, 684 nt
Organism: Prorocentrum cordatum
Lineage: Eukaryota; Dinophyceae; Prorocentrales; Prorocentraceae
Source: the annotation of a GenBank genome assembly